Messenger RNA from Cylicocyclus nassatus, 934 nucleotides. The record is from the annotation of a GenBank genome assembly. NCBI's taxonomy places the organism in Eukaryota, Metazoa, Nematoda, Chromadorea, Rhabditida, Strongylidae.
UACUGUUUGAGCUUACUCAUUGUUCUUGACAUUUUCAAUCACUAAAACUUUUUGCAGAAAUGGUCGCCUUCGGAGUCCCAUACGAUGCGAAAACAGAUCCGAUACAAGAGAUGAAAGCUUUUAAAGCUGCAAUGGCGGAUGCAAAAGCGAAUCCAGAUUGGCGUACAGCUCGUUUCAUAGAACGUCAGCGCUGGAAUCCAUAUUCAUUUGAAGGAGGCUCCACAUGCGCUAUAGCUGGGGAUAAUUUUGCGAUCGUCGCGAGUGACACACGAAUGUCACAGAUGGAAAUCAACAUUCUUACUAGAGAUGCUGAAAAAGUGCACGUACUGAACGAUUCCGUCAUUCUAGCAACCUCGGGCUUCUAUGGUGAUGUUCUUCAGCUUAAGAGAGUGUUGCAGGCUCGCCUCCACAAGUAUCGCUUUGACUAUAGGACUGAUAUGAGCGUUGAUCUGAUGGCCGAGCUCUUAUCGAGGAACUUAUACUACAGAAGAUUUUUCCCUUACUAUACGGGUGCAAUUUUGGCUGGCAUCGACGAGAAUGGCAAAGGCGCAGUAUUUAGCUAUGAUCCAAUCGGUUGCAUUGAACGAAUAGCUUACGCCGCCACUGGAGCAGCUGAGCCAAUGAUGAUACCAUUCCUUGACUGUCAAGUCGGUAACGUGACCCUCUCCGAAGAAGCUGAACGUGCACCGCUCACCUUGCAAAGAGCUGUCUCACUGAUGAAGGAUGCCUUCCGUACCGCCGCCGAAAGAGAAAUCUCUACUGGUGAUAAGAUACAUUUGGUCGUUGCAGAAGCAGGCAAGCCUAUCCAACAGUCGUAUCUCCCUCUUCGCGAGGAUUGAAGCACAUACUACGUACCUGAUACACCGUCCUUUGCGGUUGUUGUAUUUAUUAUAAUAAACUUUAUGUCCAGGUUCUGAUAAAAUGUUGUGCGUUA